This is a messenger RNA of Cuscuta europaea, 1196 nucleotides long. The record is from the annotation of a GenBank genome assembly. Lineage: Eukaryota; Viridiplantae; Streptophyta; Magnoliopsida; Solanales; Convolvulaceae.
GAGAGACCUUGGGUUGGGUCGGGGGAAUAAAAGACUCCCUCUUUCUCAUACUCCGUAUAUCCCAAUCUAUAUAUCAUCUAUCUGUCUCAAUCAUUUCUGGAGUGGACUUUCUUUGGAUCAUCCCUGGCCUGAAUGAAGAUCCAGUGCGACGUGUGCGGGGAAGACGAAGCAGCUCUGUUCUGCGUGGCAGAUGAGGCAGCUCUCUGCCCACUCUGUGAUCAAACAGUCCACAAUGCCAACAAGCUGGCUAGCAAGCACCAAAGGUUCUCCCUUCUUCAUCCUCCUCCAUCCCAGCCCCCUCUAUGUGAUAUCUGUCAGGAGAGGAAGGCAUGGUUGUUCUGUGAAGAAGACAGGGCAAUGCUUUGUGGAGAGUGUGAUGUGCCCAUACAUAAAGCAAAUGAGAAUACUAAGACACACAAUAGGUUUCUUGUAACAGGUGUCCAGCUCUCUCCAACCUCCUCUUCUCUUUCUCCUUCAUCCCCUGCAACAAGCUUCAAGUCUCAGAACUACCCAUCAAAAACAAAGCAUCUGUUUGUUUCUCCCACCAUUCAGAACACACCACCUUGUUAUGAGAAUGGAUGUGGUGGAUAUGGCCAAAUGGGGAAUUAUUUAAAUGCAACUGCCAGUGGCAGUCCCUUGUUGGAGUACUUGGAGAUGCUUCCAGGAUAUCAUUUUGAAGAACUUGUUGAUUCUUCUUAUGGUUUAUUUAAGAUGGGUGAAGAUGAUAUGUUUUCUCUUUGGGACACUAAUAAUGAGAGCCUAGGCUCUUUAUCAUCAGAAAGUAGUGUCAGUAAUUGGGCACCUACUACCUUCAAGAGACCAAGAAUUUCUACAGAUUAGUCCAAGUUCACUACCUCAAGUUAAGUGAUCAAGAACUUUAUGGUAGAUAUUAAAAGAUCAACUACCAGCUCAAAAGAAUAGAAACUGGUUAAUUUCUCUCCUUUUUUCCACUUUAGUGUGUGUCCGGCUAUGGAGGGUGUUUGGUCCAGUUCACAACUUUUCCCCCCACUUUUUUUGAUAUAACAAAAGUGGAUGAGUCUUUUUCUUUCUUUUUUACUCAUGUAAAAAUAUCGAGUUGUUUGCAGUAUAAUUAAAUGGUAAUUUCUUGUUAUUAUGUCCUCAUUAAGCAUCUUUAUUAACUUUUUCAUGCAUUCAGUGGACACAAUGUAUUUUUACUGACUACGUAUGCGCAUUGG